This is a messenger RNA of Malania oleifera, 2499 nucleotides long. RefSeq lists its product as uncharacterized. The record is from RefSeq and is a predicted model, not a curated record. Gene Ontology annotation, molecular function: protein binding. The transcript is spliced from 11 exons. The coding region runs from base 438 to 2078 and encodes 546 amino acids. Lineage: Eukaryota; Viridiplantae; Streptophyta; Magnoliopsida; Santalales; Ximeniaceae.
ACAACAGAAAUUCUACAGAGAAGUGGUCUUCCGAUUCAUCCCCGGGCCACCACAAUCAAAAGCCCCUUUUCAUCUACGUUCCGCUUGGCCGCUUCCCAACCACACGUCACUGGUAAGUCGCGUAACCCACAAUGCACCCGCAACGCACACAGUAAGAGCUCAGCCAUUCUGCUUCAAACCUUACCGUCCAUCGCGUUGACCCUUAAGCCAACAGUCCAAUCAUCACCGUCCAAAUCAAGACUUAGCCUCCGUUGCGUCUCUACACAACCGCCGCUCCUGAUCCGGCGCUGGUCCAGGUACUACACCAGACCAGAACCCAACUUGCAGUACAGAACUGAAGACAGGAGAAAAUCCAGAAGUCCAGAGAGAGAGAGAGAGGGUUGAGUGGAGUUGGAUUGCCAUGAACGCUUGCCCGGCGAUCGAUCGUCGGAGUCGAGAUGAUGAACAACAGCUACGGCAACGGCGUGAUGUCGUCUUCGUCGUCUGCUAACGCUCAAUCUGCGACGCUCAAGACUUACUUCAAAACCCCUGAGGGCCGCUACAAGCUCCAUUACGAGAAGACUCAUCCCUCCGGUCUCCUUCACUAUGCUCACGGCAAAUCCGUCUCUCUGGUAACACUAGCGCAUCUCAAAGAAAAACAGGCGCAGGUGCAACCAGCUCCGAGUACGGGCUUGAGUGCUAGUAGCAGUGUAAGAUUUGCGGCAGUGAAGUUUUUAAGCGGUGGCAACGGCAGCCGAGCACUUGGCUUUGUAGGAGGGAAUGGCACCAGUAAAAGCGUUGGUGGAACUAACAGAAGUUGUCCAUUAGGAGUGUCAAGUAGUAAUAAUUCACUGAUAAAUUCGAAUUGUGAUGGCAAGGGGACUUACCUUAUAUUCAAUGUAGGGGACACCAUUUUUAUUAGUGAUUUUAAUUCGCAGGAUAAGGAUCCUAUAAAAUCAAUACAUUUUAGCACGUCGAACCCUGUGUGUCAUGCAUUUGAUCCAGAAGCUAAGGAUGGGCAUGACCUGCUCAUUGGAUUGCAAACUGGGGAUGUGUACUCAGUAUCUCUAAGACAGCAAUUACAAGAUGUGGGGAAGAAGCUUGUUGGUGCUCAGCAUUAUAACAAAGAUGGUUCAGUUAACAACAGUCGAUGUACUUGUGUUGCAUGGGUUCCUGAAGGCAAUGGUGCUUUUGUUGUUGCUCAUGCUGAUGGAAACUUGUAUGUGUAUGAAAAGAGCAAGGAUACAACUGCCGAUUCAACGUUCCCAUUUCUCAAGGACCAAACUCACUUUUCUGUUUCUCAUGCACGGUCCAGUAAGAGUAAUCCUAUUGCUAGAUGGCAUAUUUGCCAAGGUUCUAUUAAUAGCAUCACUUUCUCAGCUGAUGGGAUAUAUUUGGCAACCGUCGGUAGAGAUGGGUAUCUACGGGUGUUUGACUACUCAAAAGAACAGCUAAUAUGCGGUGGCAAAAGUUAUUAUGGCGCUCUUCUUUGUUGCGCAUGGAGCAUGGAUGCAAAAUACAUUUUGACUGGUGGUGAAGAUGAUCUAGUUCAAGUUUGGAGUAUGGAUGAUCGGAAGGUAGUGGCGUGGGGCGAGGGGCACAAUUCAUGGGUUAGUGGGGUAUCGUUUGACUCGUACUGGUCAUCACCAACUUCUGAUGGCACAGGGGAAAAUGUUGUGUACCGGUUUGGUUCUGUUGGUCAGGACACGCAGUUGCUUUUGUGGGACCUGUCAAUGGAUGAGAUCGUAGUGCCACUUCGCCGCUGUCCACCAGGUGGCUCCCCCACAUUUAGCGGUGGAAACCAGUCGUCUCAUUGGGACAGCAUUUGCCCAGUUGGCACGCUUCAACCUGCUCCAAGCAUGCGGGAUAUUCCCAAGCUCUCCCCUGUUGUUGCUCACCGUGUCCACACUGAACCUCUGUCUGGCUUAGUUUUCACUCAGGAGUCUGUUCUCACAGCAUGUCGGGAAGGGCAUGUAAAGAUUUGGAUGCGACCUGGAUAUUCUGAAAGCCAGCCAAGCAGUACUGAAUCUCUUUUGAGUAUGAGUUCAAAGGAGAAAGUGUUACUGCAGAGCAAGGUUGGCAGCUCGAGUUACAAAUGAUCAAAAGUUAAUAGUGCCAAACCAACACGCUUUUCUUCAGAGCUGAAUCCGUAGUUUGCAGAUAUGACUAUUUAUGCCUGAUGCAUCCAGUUGGCUCCUUCCAACCACCACCAAACUUUGUGCAAUUGAUCCCCCGUCUAAUUCACUGUAAUGGUACGAUGAGUUUGAUCAACUGGUUUUGCUGUAUAUCGUCAUGGGUGGCUUUCAGUAAUGGCAGAGAGAAGUGAGAGAUGCACAAGUAAUACACAGUAGCAAAUUUGUUGCUGCAAUAUUUCUUUACUGUAGGUAAGAAAUAAUAGAAGUUGCUUCCCAAAAGAUUCUGUAAAGUACCUUUGAACCCCAUAUGAAAAUCUCGUUUUGUUGGAAAAUCUGACAUUGAUUGCAGUUAAUAUAUACAAUAGAUGCACAUUUUUUUGUCAAA